CCUAGGAACAUGGCUGCUUCACCAGAAAUUGUCGACGUUGUCAUCAUUGGAGGAGGAAUGUCAGGCCUUUCUGCAGCCUACGAAUUGCUGAAGAAACGCCCACAAAUAAAGCUUGUAGUUCUCGAAGCUAAAGACAGAGUUGGUGGAAGACUUGACAGUGUGGAACUUAAAACUGUGAAAGGAACAGACAGAUGGGAUGUUGGAGGACAAUGGGUAUGUAGGAAUCAAAAGACUCUUAUGAGUCUACUUGAGGAAUUGGACAUUGAAGUGUAUAAUCAAUUGUACAGUGGAAGCAAAGUGUGGCACAGCAAUAAUAAUGUCAUUACCAAGUAUUCCGGUGAGAUUCCACCAGUGUCUUAUAUUGCAGUUCUUGACCUGUUGUGGUCCAUCUAUAAGGUUGAGAGGUUGUGCAAAGAAGUUCCUAUUGAUGAUCCUAGUAAGUGUCCUUGCGCUGAAGAAUGGGAUGGAAUGACUUUAGAGACAUGGAAACAUCAGACACUAUGGACAAAUGCGGCAAAAGAGUUAUUUGACAUAGUGAUAGGCAUCAUGUUUGGAGUGACACCAUCUCAGAUGUCCUUCCUGUAUUUUCUGCAUUACCUGAACUGUUCAGGGGGGUGGUCUAUUAUGACAGAUCCAAGUGUGAAGGGCCAUGCACAGGAAUGGAAAAUUAAGGGAACUGCUCAUAGUGUAACUGAAGUACUUGCUGGCAGACUGGGAAAGGGCAGAGUUCUUUUAAAUCAGCCAGUCACAUCAAUAAAACAGGAAGAUGACCAUGUGAUAGUAACCAGCCAUGGUAGCCGGUCUUAUAAAGCCAAGUUUGUAAUUCUUGCUGUUCCACCUCAUUUGAUAGGUCAGAUCAAAUUUAGUCCACCCCUUCCAUACAACAAGCAGCGUCUUAUUCAAAACAUGCCUCCAUCACAUUUGAUGAAGUUUGUGGCAACAUACUCGACAGCCUUCUGGAGGAAGGCAGGGUUAUCAGGAGACAUGGCCAGAAACACAACUAAAGGUUUUUGUGAGAGUAAUCCUAUUGCAGUAACAUUUGAUGCCACAUCAUCUGAUGGAAACCCUGCAAUUGUUGGAUUUAUAACUUCAUAUGCAGCAGCUCAGUGGAGCACAGUAAUGGAUAAAAAUAAAAGAGAAGCAAUCCUUAAGGCUUUGAAAUUGUAUUUUGGUGAAGAAGCAGAGAAGCCUAUUGAUUUUACAAUAAAGGACUGGUCAAAAGAGGCAUGGAAUGGUGGAUGUCCAGUGAAUGUGAUGGUCCCUGGAGCAAUGACAAAUUAUGGAGACUGUUUACGUGAGCCAUUUCUUAGAGUUCACUGGGCAGGAACUGAGACAGCCACCGAAUGGCGUGGUUUCAUGAAUGGAGCAGUACAAGCAGGUCAAAGGGCUGCAAAUGAAGUCUUGGAUGGCUUAGCUUGUGCACCAGUCAAACAUUCUGAGUGACUAAGCUGGGUGUUGUUGGCAAAAUAUACAUGUAUAUUAAUACAGGCAACGUUCAUAUAGAAUAAUUUUUCAUAUUUGGAGAAUAUGGAUGCAUAAAUGAUAGUUUUUCAAUAGACUAAUAUUCAAAUGGUUAAUUUGAUCUUUACCACAGAAGGUAUAGUCUAGAACAAAACAAAAUAACACAAAACAAGAACUAAAACAAAGAAACAAAAUAAAACAAAAAAAAAAGGAUUCAAUGAUGCAGUGGUGGUGUAGCUAGAUGUAGCAAACCUCCAAAAUCUGAAUCAGUUUAUGUUUAUGUUUAUUUGAUAACAUAAAAAGGAAAAUUACAAUUGAUGUAGAUGGUAUGCUAAGUCUUGAGAAAUAUAGAGCAAUGAUUUUUUUGCGAGGGUAAAGGAACAGGGUUAAAACUGACCAGCUUCUAAUUUCUCCAUACAGCAAUACUGCUACAUCAUUCUUUAAAAUCAUGAGAAUAACAAAAGAUUGUCAAUCUAAGAAGCUUUGAUUGUUACACAAAUUCUCCUUAUCAGUACUGAAGGAAAUGUAUAGAGAAUGGUAUGGAAAAUAUAAUGGAUACUAAUUUCAAGGUAUAAAGGGU
Pocillopora verrucosa is the source of this 2041-nucleotide messenger RNA. RefSeq names its product probable flavin-containing monoamine oxidase A. Gene Ontology annotation, molecular function: oxidoreductase activity. NCBI's taxonomy places the organism in Eukaryota, Metazoa, Cnidaria, Anthozoa, Scleractinia, Pocilloporidae. The record is from RefSeq and is a predicted model, not a curated record.